Dioszegia hungarica is the source of this 2196-nucleotide messenger RNA. Its product is annotated as MCM2/3/5 family-domain-containing protein. The record is from RefSeq and is a predicted model, not a curated record. Gene Ontology annotation, cellular component: MCM complex; nucleus. Gene Ontology annotation, molecular function: single-stranded DNA binding; single-stranded DNA helicase activity; ATP binding. The transcript has 12 exons. Gene Ontology annotation, biological process: DNA replication; DNA replication initiation; double-strand break repair via break-induced replication. NCBI's taxonomy places the organism in Eukaryota, Fungi, Basidiomycota, Tremellomycetes, Tremellales, Bulleribasidiaceae. The coding region runs from base 1 to 2196 and encodes 731 amino acids.
AUGCCCGGCUUUGAUCAAAACCGAGUCUACUCGGUCCAAGUUCUCGCGGGCGACCAGCCGCCCGACUCGCCGGCCGAGAUCGAGCGGCUCUUCUACGACUUCCUCAGUGGGUUCCGAGUCGGCGGGGAGUUCGUGUAUCGGGAUCGCCUCCGGUCUUCCUUGCUUCUGCACCACCAUACCCUCGAUGUGGAUCUCCGGGACUUGGUCGUUUGGAAUGAAGAGCUGGCGCAGAAAGUUCAGGAGAUGCCGGGGGAUAUGAUACCGCUGGUCGAAUCUGCCCUUCUUCGUCUUGCUCGCCAACUGCUCAACCCCACCGGAGCAGAGACUGGAGGAUCCAGCUCAGCGGUGGAGAUGGUCCCAGAUAUGCAAGUGACUAUCCGGAGCGGGAUGAACCUGCUGCAAUUCCGUGACUUGACUGCCAACACCCUUACAACCCUCGUCCGGCUCCCCGGGAUCGUCAUCAACGCCUCGCAGCUCACUUCGCGCGCUACCGAGCUGCACCUGCAAUGUAAGGCCUGUCGGAGUGUCAAGAGCGUCAAGGUUUCGAGCUCUAUUGGGGGAGAAAAGUCUGCGCUGCCGAGACGGUGUGAUGCACCCGCACCGGAAGGCCAAACGAAGGACUGCCCCCUCGACCCCUAUGUCAUCCUCCACGAUCGCUGUCGAUUCGUCGACCAGCAGUCCAUCAAGCUACAAGAAGCGCCCGACAUGGUCCCCGUUGGAGAACUGCCACGGCACAUGAUGAUGCACGCCGAGCGGUAUCUAACCGGAAAGGUCGUACCUGGAUCGAGGAUUAUCGCAACGGGUAUCUACUCGACCUUUGCCCCUUCUGGAAAGGGUAAAAACACCUCGGGAGCGCCGGCGCUCCGUCGACCAUAUCUCCGCGUGCUGGGCAUCGAGCUCGACACCUCCCUCUCGACCUCCCCCGGGUCUCGUGCAUUCACCCCUGAAGAAGAGGAAGAAUUCCAGCAGCUCGCCAGGAGCGAGGGGCUGUAUGAGCGAUUCUCGUCGUCGGUCGCUCCUUCCAUCUUUGGCAAUAUCGAUAUCAAGAAGGCCGUUACCUGCCUGCUCUUUGGCGGGUCGAAAAAGCUUCUCCCGGAUGGCGCCCGCCUUCGAGGCGACAUCAACGUUCUUCUUCUCGGAGAUCCGGGAACGGCCAAGUCGCAGCUGCUCAAGUUUGUGGAGAAGGUCUCGCCUGUAGCGGUGUAUACGUCGGGCAAGGGAAGUUCGGCAGCUGGUCUGACGGCUUCGGUGCAGAGGGACCCAGUCUCGAGAGAGUUCUACUUGGAAGGAGGGGCUAUGGUGCUCGCUGAUGGCGGUGUGGUGUGUAUCGACGAGUUUGACAAGAUGAGAGACGAAGACCGAGUGGCCAUCCACGAAGCGAUGGAGCAACAGACCAUCUCGAUCGCCAAGGCUGGUAUCACUACCAUCCUCAACUCCCGGACAAGUGUCCUGGCAGCCGCCAACCCAGUUUUCGGUCGAUAUGACGACAUGAAGUCACCGGGCGAGAACAUCGACUUCCAAACCACCAUCUUGUCUCGUUUCGACUUGAUCUUCUUGGUGCGGGACGAGCACUCUGAGGCUCGGGAUCGUCUCAUCGCCAAGCACGUCAUGUCGCUCCAUGCGGGAUUGGCGGGUGUGACGGAGGCAGCGGGCGAGCUGGAGAUCGAUAAGAUGAAGCGAUACGUUGCGUAUGCCAAGUCUCGUUGCGCACCUCGCUUGUCUGCUGACGCAGCGGAGAUGCUCAGCUCGCACUUUGUCGGCAUCCGGAAACAGGUCCAGCAGGUCGAGAAGGACAAUGACGAGCGGUCGUCGAUUCCGAUCACAGUCCGUCAACUCGAAGCCCUCAUCCGUGUCUCUGAGUCCCUCGCCAAGCUCACCCUCUCCCCAUCAGUCCAAGGCCACCACGUCCAAGAAGCCCUGCGCCUCUUCAAGACCUCCACAAUGGACGCGGUCUCGGCCGGUCAAGUGGACGGUAUGGGCCGCACCGAGCUUCGAGACGAGAUGGACAAGAUUGAGAAGGAGCUAUUGAGGCGGUUACCGAUCGGGUAUACGACGAGCUACAACUCGCUCGUCAGGGAGUUUACGGGGCAGGGUUACAGUGUACACGCGUUGGAUAGGGCGUUGUUGGUGCUUGAGCGGAGGGAGACGCUGCAGUUCAGGAGUCAGAAGAAGGUCGUCGCCAGGGUGGGAGUAUAG